Tympanuchus pallidicinctus (lesser prairie-chicken) is the source of this 5021-nucleotide messenger RNA. It is a transcript of the gene MLNR, whose product is annotated as motilin receptor. Gene Ontology annotation, cellular component: plasma membrane. The record is from RefSeq and is a predicted model, not a curated record. Gene Ontology annotation, molecular function: G protein-coupled peptide receptor activity. Lineage: Eukaryota; Metazoa; Chordata; Aves; Galliformes; Phasianidae. Gene Ontology annotation, biological process: G protein-coupled receptor signaling pathway. The coding region runs from base 1 to 1050 and encodes 349 amino acids. The transcript has 2 exons.
AUGUGGGGGAACGGCAGCCGGGCCGAGCCCUGGGUCGCGCCGCCGUGCGACGAGCGGCUGUGCUCGGCGCUGCCGCUGCAGGCGCUCGUGCCGGUGACGGCCGUUUGCCUGGGGCUCUUCGCGGUCGGCGUGGUGGGCAACGUGCUGACGGUGCUGGUCACCUGCGGGCACCGCGACGCCCGCAGCACCACCGACCUGUACGUGGGCAGCAUGGCGAUGUCCGACCUGCUCAUCCUGCUCGGGCUGCCCCUCGACCUGUACCGCCUGUGGCGCUCCCGGCCCUGGAUCUUCGGGCAGCUGCUGUGCCGCCUCUCGCACUACCUGAGCGAGGGCUGCACCUACUGCACCAUCCUGCACAUCACCGCCCUCACGGUGGAGCGCUACCUGGCCGUCUGCUUCCCGCUGCGGGCCAAGGUGCUGGUCACCCGGCGCCGCGUCAGGGCCGUCAUCGGCGCCCUCUGGGCCUUCGCCCUCCUGUCGGCGGCGCCCUUCUUCUUCCUGGUCGGCGUGGUGCAGCCCGACAACCGCACCGACUUCAGCCGCGAGUGCAAGCCCACCCCGCGGGCGCUGGAGUCCGGGCUGCUGGGCGCCAUGUUCUGGGUCACCACCUCCUACUUCGUGCUGCCCGUCGUCUGCCUCACCGUCCUCUACGGCUUCAUCGGGCGCGAGCUGUGGCGCAGCAGGGGCCGCCUGCGGGGUCCCGGCGCUGCCCUCCGGGAGCGGGGCCACCGGCACACCGUCAGGAUCCUGGCUGUGGUGAUCCUGGCCUUUGUAAUUUGCUGGUUGCCUUUCCACAUUGGCAGGAUCAUAUUUAUAAACACCCGAGACACCAGAACGAUGCUGUUCUCCCAGUACUUCAACAUCUUUGCCCUGCAGCUGUUCUACCUGAGUGCCUCCAUCAAUCCCAUCCUUUACAACCUCAUCUCACAGAGGUACCGGGCAGCAGCCUGCAAGCUCCUGCUGCCUUGCCGGCGUGUGAGAAGGGCUCUGGUGGGAACAAAAAUGUCCAGGACCUACACAGAGACCAGCAGUGGCAUAAGACACAGGUAAAUGGGCACAGAAACCCAGCAGUGGGUUUCACAAGGCAUUCCGUGCAAGGAAGGACGCUUCCCACUGCAAAGAGUCACAGAAGUCACAUCUAUCAGAGCUUUGGUAGCGUGUCACUCUCUGUGUGCCAAAAUACUUGGAUUUUUGCCAGCGGAGCAAGCAGGGACCAUAAAACAACGAGAAUGGUGUGAAAGCCAACAGUAAAGGAACAGCCGGAGGAUAUUACUGGUGAAACUGCGGGUUUGGUUUAUUUUGUGUUGUUCAGCCACGUUUGUACUCUGCGAUUCCUGGUGCUUUCUAAACAUCUUAACAUCAGGGACUGCAAAGCAAGGAGUGACUCGCAGAGAGCCUGUGCUGUUUUAAAGCAGUUUUCUCCAUCACAAGGAGACGGACGCAGAAGGAAUUGCCCACCGCCAUCAGCACUUUUAUAAGAAGGGGAUGCAUGUUUCUAUUAACCAGUCUUGCUACCGUGAGUGUGAGUUUCCAGGACAAUUUAACUGACUAUUCCCCUGGGAGAGCAUAUCCUCUGCACUCAGCUCUGUUGAUCUGCCCCGUGCCAUUAAACACAUCUCUUAAUUACUGGCAACCAAUUUAGAUAUCGCUGCUUACAUCCUCUUGGCAGUGUUUGGUUAGCAUUACUGUGUAACCACCCGGCACCGGGCUACCCCUGUACAGAGGUCGUGAUGUUUGAGAUUCCCUUGGGGUAAAUUAAGGGGGAACAUCAACAAAUGGCUGGUUAACAGUUUCAUUCAAAUUAUUUAUUGCCUGGUGGUUUUUGGUGCUAUAUAAGAAACUGUAGAAUCGUAGAAUGGCUUGGAUUGGAAGAAAGCUUAAAAACCAUCUAACUGCAACCCUGUGCCAUGGGCAGUGCCAGCCAGCAGCUCAGGCUGCCCAGGUCCCCAUUCAGCCUGGCCUUGAGUGCCUCCAGAGAUGGGGCACCCACAGCUUCUCUGGGCAGCUGUGCCAGGGCCUCACUGCCCUCUGAGUAAAGAAUUUGCUCCUAACAUCUAACUUACACCUCCCCUUUUUAAAGCCAUUCCCUCUUGUCCUGUCAGUAUCAGACUGUGUAAAAAGUCACUCCCCCUCCUGUUUAUAUGCUCCCUUCAAGUACAGAGGGCCGCAAUGAGGUCUCCCCAGAGCCUUCUAUUUUCCAAGCUAAUCAAGUCCAAUUCCCUCAACCUUUCUCCAGAGGAGAGGUGCUCCAGACCUCUGAGAAUCUUCAUGGCCUUCCUCUGGACCAGCUCCAGUAAAUCUGCAUCCCUCCAGUGUUGGGGUGUCCAGGUCUGAACGCAGUACUGAAGAUGGGGCCUCGUGAGGGCAGAGCAGAGGACAAUCCCCUCCUUAUUCUUGCUGCCACCCCUCUGCUGACGCAGCCCAGAAUACUGUUGGCCUUUUGAGCUGCAAAUGCACACCUCUGGCUCAUGUUCAGAUUUUUGUCCACAAGGACCCACAAGUCCUUCUUGGCAGGAUUGCUCUCAGUGAGUUCUUUUCCCAAUCUGUACACAUAUCUGGGAUUUUCUUGACCAAAAUGGCCUUUUAGAACCUCAUUAGGUUCCUGUGGGCCCACUUCUCAAGCCUGUACAGGUCCCUCUGGAUGACAUCCCUUCCUUCUGUCAUAGCACCUGCACCACACAGCUUGGUACGGUCCCAGGACGGACCUGUGAGACACCACUCAUGAGGAUAAUUUAUGAUGAUAUGCCUCGUGUGAUGUUAUAAUAUAUACGCUGUAGAGAGAGAAAGGGGUACCACCAUUGUGGGACCCAGCAGUGUCCCAGCAAUGCUCAUGGUGGGCACGCUCCAGCUGUCAGCCUUCUGUGCUCAGACAGCCCCCCUGAGGAGGUAUGCAGUCACCAUUUGUCAGUGAGUCUGAGAUCUUAUGUGGUCAUCAGGCCCCUCUAAUGCUGUGAUAGAGGUGUGGCCCUAACCCUGCACAAGUGCAUUUCAAGGUUUGGGGCACUCUGGAAAUAGGUGGUUGGUCAGAGAGGUCUCGCUCUCCCCCUCCCCAAAUGGCUGCUCAUUGGCCCUCUGUGGUGCGCAGUGAAGUUGGCAGUAUCUCUUCUUCCACCACUGUUAUUUAUUGGAACUCAGCAGGUCUGUGUGUUCUUACAGGAUAAGGAUUUGGGUCUGGUGGAAUGCACCUCUCCUUAGAAAGCUUCCUCCAGCCACUUUUUAUCUUGUUACUACGGUGGUCUCCUUUUAGUCUUCUACCAAGUGCUUGGGACAUUAACCUUCUGCUUCUCAGUCUCUUGCACAGUGCUCUGUCAUGUUAUGUUCUUGUGGUACAAUGUGCCAAGGUAGCCAAGCUCCUCUGGCUGAGCUGCGUGCCCAGCAUGCAGGCUGUGCCUGGACCUACAGCUGCAAUGCAAGCCAUGAAACAACAUGCUAGCUUUGCUCCAAAGGUCUACAAUACAAACUCAAGCUGAGCAACUUAGGCACAAGUGUUUGUUAGGCAGGGAGGGCUACAGGGAGUUACAGUGCCAUUUCUUUGGAGAGUGAGUACAUUUUACCUCUGUAUCUUACCCGCUUUCCUUCUGGCUGUAGUAAAGUAAGCCUGGAACAAAAAUCAAUGAAGUGGGACUGCACUUAAACACACAUGCUUAGUGCAUACUGAAGUUACCAUCUGUCCUACCUGAAAUGUGGACUGUUCCAAAUCCAGCUUAUGGAUCUCAGCACAGUAGAGCUGAACCCAGGCCUUCUCCAGCCUUAAAAGUAUGACCAAACUCUUCAUUUGACUCUGAGUCACCAAAUUAAAUACGUGAAGACACAAAGCUCCGCAGCUCCUGGCACACACAUGGAACAUUCUCUUCACAUCAGCUUCGCUGCAGCUUUGGGGCUGGGUUGGUUUGCUUUUGCUGGGUGGUGCCCUUCAGUAAAAUACAUCAAAAUGGCAGAACAGCUGGCACACUGCAGAGGUAGGAGGAAGAAAGGGAACCGUUGUCACACUGCUGUGCGGCCACGCAGCCCUCUCCUGCAUGCCUGCAGUCUGCUGGUGAUGCCUCUUCCUUUUCCUCUGGCUGCUGAGCUGCACUGGUCCUGGUGCCCACUGCUGGGGUGUGUGGCACCUGCCUGCACUUGGCAUCCUCCUGCUUCCUGCAGCAGGCUGCGAGGAGGGGGUCUGAUGUGCUGGCCAGACCGUUUGCGUCCUCGUGAUAAAUACCCUUAUGGGAGCAGUACAACAACACAUGCAGCAAACCACAUCUGUGAGCUUGUAAUGCCUUUUAAUUAAUGUUCCAUCCCCAUUAGGGCAUAUCCUUCAGAAAUAAAUUGAGUUGGUGAGUUUCCUUAGAAUUACCGAGCCUGGAAUCGCUGUGUGUGGCAGUCAGCACCAGGCCAAGCAAGCAGAGAGCCUGCAAACAAAGAGCAGCAUUGGGUUAUUCAUUCCCACAGCACUGCUCAGAUGCAGCUUGGUUGUCUUCAGAAGGAAUAUUUCAAAAGUCAUUUGUUUAUGGACUAUUAGGAAAAGUAGCAGAGAGCUUCAGAAACAUACACAGAGAGAUGACAGUAAUAAAAAGAGAGAAAUGGGGAAAUGUGAAAGCAAAGCACAGAGAAAGGAGGAAAGGAGAAAGUGUAUCCUCAUGCAUCUUGAAGGAUCAUUCACUUGAAAUGCAUGGGGGGAAAUCUGUGAUCCAUGCACGGAUGACUCUGGAGACUUCUUGCAGACCAUAGUUAGCUGUACCCAUACAGACAUUAAACCAGGGACCAGAAAGUCACUCUCCAACUUUCAUCUUAAUUUCGAACUAUCCAAUUUCUGUACUCGUCGUGUAGCUGUACACUCCACAUAGAAGUCCACAAUAAAUUCAGGAUAUGAUAUUCCCUUGGUUUAACAUAACCUCAUUUGCAUUUGCAGUCAUUGUUUCACUUAACAUGACUCUAAAAUAAAGUUUAUCUUAGCUUAUCCAAAUUAGACAAUCGCUAUUAGGAACCUACUUGAAAAAUUGAAUUUCUAUUCUAAAAUAAAUGUUAUGGAAAACUAC